This is a messenger RNA of Cyclopterus lumpus (lumpfish), 401 nucleotides long. It is a transcript of the gene atp5mj, whose product is annotated as ATP synthase membrane subunit 6.8PL. NCBI's taxonomy places the organism in Eukaryota, Metazoa, Chordata, Actinopteri, Perciformes, Cyclopteridae. Gene Ontology annotation, cellular component: mitochondrion. Bases 115 to 273 code for a protein of 52 amino acids. The record is from RefSeq and is a predicted model, not a curated record. The transcript has 4 exons.
CGCGUGUGACGUUCUACUCAAAUGAGCGUAGAAGAAGACUUCCCCCCCGACGACUUUGACGUUUCGCAGCAGCACUUGUCCUGACCUUCUCACUGCAGCGCGACUAACUGGAAGAUGGCUGGACGCGCUUUUGCCAGUUGGUGGUCCAAGAUGGGCCCUUACUACACUAAGGCCUACCAGGAGAUGUGGGUGGGCAUCGGCAUCAUGUCGUACCUGUACUACAAAGUUUCAUAUGGAGGCACAAAGGCUGUGAAGGAAAAGCCUUCCCAUUGAGUUUUCCACCAUGCCAACCACCCCUCCACCUGCUCUGAAAUGAAGCCCAAUCCUUAGUCCAGAAAUCCAGCUUAAUAUUUGAAUUUUUGUUAAUAUGGAGCAAAUAAAGUUGCUAUCUAAAACUUGUA